Klebsormidium nitens is the source of this 1194-nucleotide messenger RNA. Lineage: Eukaryota; Viridiplantae; Streptophyta; Klebsormidiophyceae; Klebsormidiales; Klebsormidiaceae. The record is from the annotation of a GenBank genome assembly.
AGAUGGCCAUCACGCAUGGUGGUAUGUAAUUGAGGCUGCUUAGCAGCAAAGACACGCUUGAGCGGACCGUUUGUGGGUGACUGGCUGGUCGGACAGGGGUCAUGGCGCCGGGAACAGGGGCUCCUCUGCUAAUUUUCCAGUGCCAGCACUGUAAUGCAAUCCUGGGAGACUCCUUAUCUUUGGUGGCCACAGACGAGGAGCUGAGGACUAUCACACUGCGAGGCGCAUCAUCGAUCGUUAUUCUAGAGGAGCAGCCUCGCACCUAUGAAGAGGGCAAAGCAGCUGGAAGUACCUUCCUGACUAUCAAGUGCAAGAGCUGUCGAACGGACGUCGGCGGUGUCUUCAUCACCACCCCUCGGAACCUGGACGGCAUCAGGGAUCUUCUCUCACUUGACGCCCAGAAAAUAAGCAGUUACGCCCUGGGGUCCCCUGAGGUGCUCGCCUCCGCUCCAAAUGACGCCCCCGCCCCCCCAGCCAUACUCGACCCUUUCACCAGCUCUGCAAAGAUUCUGCGGAUGGAGUCGGAGCUUCUCAAGGUCGAGAACAUGAUCUUGCUCCACAGCGAGCGGCUCGACCAACUAGAAGGGGCGGGACGGGACUUGCCAUCCACCGCAGGGGACGAAGAAACGAACGACCGUCGCGGUGAGGGCCUCGAAGGAGGAGCGCAAGCGAUGGAAGAGGCCAAAGUGGCACAAGGAACAGGUCAACCUGAUGGCCGGCUCGAGAACCCCGUAGCACUAGGGGAGCCAGGUUCUAAACCUGAAUUGCAUCCUGCUGGCCGUGGCAAGAGAGGGUUAGAAGCGGACGAGUUGCCAUUGACAAGACAAAGACGAAAAGGCACACGUGCAUGACUAGGAUUGUUGACUCGUAAAUGCAUGCGUCAAUCUAUGGCAUACGUUGAGAUUGUAUUGAGGUGUUUGUUGGCACUGCGCACAGCGACAGUAGCGCACCUUCAAUGGACUUGUAGUCACAAGAUAAACGAAUUCGAGCCCAUACUGGUACUGAUGGUCCUACAGAUCCAUUGUAAGAGCACUGCUACAGCGGAGCACCCAUGUUUGGCACUCAGGUGCGCAUGGUUCGUAUACGGUUUAGUGCUAGCUUUGAUCUUUGUCAACUCACAAUGUGAUUAUUGGUCGGACCCCGGCAUGACAUAAACGGUUUGACGAUGCAAGUUGAUGCACGCGAGAAAUUACC